Mangifera indica (mango) is the source of this 854-nucleotide messenger RNA. Its product is annotated as peptidyl-prolyl cis-trans isomerase FKBP15-1-like. Bases 95 to 547 code for a protein of 150 amino acids. The record is from RefSeq and is a predicted model, not a curated record. Gene Ontology annotation, biological process: protein peptidyl-prolyl isomerization. Gene Ontology annotation, molecular function: peptidyl-prolyl cis-trans isomerase activity. The transcript has 6 exons. Lineage: Eukaryota; Viridiplantae; Streptophyta; Magnoliopsida; Sapindales; Anacardiaceae.
UUGAAGUCCACAACCCACUACUCGAGUCCAUUGUUUACGAUAAAUUUCAAGACAAAGAGAGAAAGAGCGUGAGCGAGAGAGGAAGACUAGCAGGAUGAGUUUCAACUCUGUUAUGAAGACCGCCGCCACAAUUUUAUUUUUGUUGGUUGUUUCGACAUUAGUUUCUGCGAAGAAGUCGGGCGAUGUUACAGAGUUACAGAUUGGUGUAAAGCACAAGCCUAAAUCCUGUGACAUUCAGGCCCACAAAGGUGAUAGAGUCAAAGUACAUUAUCGGGGAAAACUCACAGAUGGAACUGUUUUUGAUUCGAGCUUCGAAAGAGGUGAUCCAAUCGAGUUUGAGCUUGGCAGUGGCCAAGUUAUCAAAGGUUGGGACCAAGGACUGUUAGGAAUGUGUGUAGGUGAGAAGCGAAAGUUGAAAAUCCCUUCAAAGAUGGGUUACGGGGAUCAUGGCUCUCCCCCUAAAAUUCCAGGUGGAGCAACACUGAUCUUUGACACAGAGCUUGUCGCUGUAAAUGGGAAACCAUCAAGCGAGGAUGGUGAGCUGUAGUCAUCAGUCAAAGGAGCAGAUUUCACUUUUUUUUUUUCCUUUUACGUACAUCUUUCAUGUUUGGUAGGCUAAAACUAGAUUUGAGUCUCGGGUUAUGCCAAACUAUUUAAUUAUGGAGCUUAACAUGGGAGAAAGUUAUGUGAUCAUGCCACAUAAUUAUUGUGUUUGGAUAAGAAAUCUUCAUUGCCUAAGCAGUGAAGAAUGAACUGAAGUUUAAGAUAAAUGGAGUUGGACAAUCAGUGUAAUGAACUAUUGCUGCUUUUUUCAUAUAAGAUUGAUCAAAUAAGGAUUUCCACUAUGUUAUUCA